Quercus robur (English oak) is the source of this 2034-nucleotide messenger RNA. RefSeq names its product disease resistance RPP13-like protein 4. The record is from RefSeq and is a predicted model, not a curated record. The coding region runs from base 1 to 2034 and encodes 677 amino acids. The transcript is spliced from 2 exons. NCBI's taxonomy places the organism in Eukaryota, Viridiplantae, Streptophyta, Magnoliopsida, Fagales, Fagaceae.
AUGGAUCCAUCUCGACAACCCAAUCCUGAAGAAAUCUCGACCAUUGAGAACAUCAUCAACAUCUUAUCCUCCUCGUCUAGUCUUCUCUCUCAAGUCAUGGUCACUGCCUCUAAAAGAAGCAUCAGGAACAACAGCACUGACAACAAUAGUGGCAGUAGUAAUUCCAACAACAAUGAUCAUGAAUAUCUUUUAACUCACAAGCAAUUGGAUAAGAUAUGGAGAGAUCUCAAACAAAUUAUAGUGGCUUUCAACAAACUCAGGGAAAUUAAAGAUGAUGCAGUUGGACCAAGUAAGAGCCUUAAUAGCAGCCUUGAUUACAUCCGCGAGGUAGUUGCAGGACCUUCUACGGAUUUCUCAAUCAAGAAAGUUCAAGCCAAUCUUAGCACACUUAAGGAUGAUGCCAUGAAGUUGAAGUCGAACAUUCCACUGUGGCAACCCAAAAAGUCUAAUAAAAAUUCUGGUGUUAUUCGAUAUUCAAUAUCGAAGUUGAGGAAUGAGAUCAUUAUUGAAGUUGAUGACUUUUCAAGCUUACGCAUGUAUGGGCCGUCUAGUCUUAGAUGGGUUUUCUCUGAAUAUCAGGAGUUAUUUGAGGAGCUUAGUAUUGGGUCGAAACUUUGCUGCUUGUCCUUCACUGUAUUUCCGGCGAAUGUGGUAUUAAAGGGGAGGCUUCUGAUAGAUUGGUGGGUUGGAGAGCGUUUAGUGGAUUUGCAAGAUUCUGGUAACGUUCUUACAGAACUUGUGGUGAAGGGAUUUAUUGAGCCAGUUAAAGAAAGCCACAAACUGGUCGCGGACAGGUUUAAGAUGCAGCCUCUAAUGCACCAUGAGGUUCUAAUGUUUGCCACGGCUGAGUUCUCUGUUAAACAUUUGAAUGGCAUUCAAACUGUAAAUUCUAUACGGUGUAACAGGGCAUUUUUAGUGGAGACCGACUAUGGAAAUUUGGAAUUAAGUCAAUUAACAAAGGAACUUCAUGAUUUAGAUCAGGAAGAACUGCAAACUAUAUUUAAUAUUAAUGAUCCUUUUCCUGAUCAAAGAUUUGAGUUGUUUGCAAAGAGGAAAAAUGUCAACAUUGUGGAUUGGUUUUCAAAGAUGAAAAAUGUCAAUGCUCUUUAUUUGGGAAGGUGGCAAAGCCAGCAUCACAUUGAAGUACAAAGCACUGAGUUCUUAAAAGGGUUGAAGAAUAUGGGCUGUUUAAGGCUUUUAAGCCUACAAGGAAUCUCUAGAAUCAAUGAGCUUCCUAAUUCCAUUGGCAAGCUAAAAAAUUUGAGGAUCUUAGAUCUCAAAGCCUGCCACAAUCUGGAGGUACUUCCGGAUGAGAUAGUUUCACUCAAGAAGCUGUUACGCUUGGAUAUUUCAGAAUGCUACUUGCUAGAUGACAUGCCCAAGGGUCUAGCUUCUCUUUCAGAACUCCAAGUCCUUAAGGGGUUAUUGUUGAGCAAGUUGAGCAUUAAUACAAGCAGCAAGGCUUUCCCCAGAGAAAAAGAGCUACGUGCUUUAGGAGAGAUGAAGGCACUACGGAAGCUAGCAAUAGCAUGGGGUGGCAAAACUACGGAGAAAGAAAAUGCUGAGUUAACUUCAGUGGGUAUCAUAAAGUCAGAUAACAUAGGAGAUAACAAAAGCCAACACAGCAGUGAAGAAAAAUCAACAAGAGGAUCAAACCGACUCAGCAGAAAACUGACAAUGAAUCCUGACGCAGCGGGGCUUCCCACAGGACUAGAGAAACUUGAACUACAGUGCUUUCCUUGCAGUAAUAUACCCAAUUGGCUGAUACACGAAAAUCUGAAGAGCCUAAAGAAGCUUCACAUUAAAGGAGGAAAAAAACUAGAAAAUUUAGGUCCUAAUGUAUGGACAGUAGAGAUUUUACGUUUGAAGUACUUACGUAAAUUUUAUAUGUUCCGGGAUGAACUUCAGAUAUCAUUCCCAAAUUUGCGUUUGUUGGAGAAUGUUGAGUGCCCUGAACUCUCUUCCUGCCCACAAGGAGUGUGGCUGAAUGAGGAGUGUAAGCUAUUCGAUAUGGAUUCACCGCUUUGUUGUUAA